Drosophila bipectinata is the source of this 3578-nucleotide messenger RNA. RefSeq lists its product as uncharacterized. The record is from RefSeq and is a predicted model, not a curated record. NCBI's taxonomy places the organism in Eukaryota, Metazoa, Arthropoda, Insecta, Diptera, Drosophilidae.
UCGCGUGUCAAACGAGCGCCGAACUUAAAGCCGGAAAGACGUUACCGGCGCAUGCGCACCAGCUGCCUUCGGUUUAUUAUUUUGUUUUCUAUAUUUUUUUUCGGUUGCGAGGCUUUUAGUUUACCAGUCAACCAGUUUCCAUACAAAGUUCGCUUUCAGUUUCGUUUGCCAGACGGCGAGAAAAAGAAGCAGCGCCCCAACAAAAAGUGCAGUGAACGACGUGCCUUAAGCUUAUGAAUCGCUGACGUGAGCACCGGGAUAUUCCACAUUUUCCACCCCAACGCCCCCAUCCUGCCCGGCCGAAAUGCAAUUGCUCUGGGAGCCUCGAAGUGUGCAAUGGAAAAUUGCAAUUCUAAUUAUCGCAUUAGUCGUCGACGUGUCGUGCAUAAGAAAUGGCAACGGCGAGGAAAACCAAAUCUCCGUGAAGCUGAAAAACUUCUUUCCCUCGGAGGCAGUGCCUGAAGUCUCGGAAGCUCAAAAUCACGCAGAAACCUCCGCCAGAGUAACCAACGGCGGAGGAGGCGGCUUCAGACCCUCCCAAAUGCUGGACUUCACACCCUCCGAUGUGAUGCCCCAGGGAGGGGGAAAUCGCUAUCCCCCAAGCUACUUGGAACCAAACUAUAAACACGAAAUACCCAGCUCUUUGGGCCAGCAAGUGGCCUCGGACAAGCAGUUCUCAUUCCCGGAGGACUCUUCCUCGGUGUUUCAGAGCACUCCGCUGCCCACGACUCCGGUGGUCAGCUACUUGGAUCCGUACACCCAACAGAACUACCGCUACACACCCACACCGCCUCCCAUAAUUCAGUACCAGAGGGAGCAGCAACCACAAGACGAUCAGGUGUAUACUGUCCAGUCUUCCCUUCUGGUGGGCAGUCAUCAGAAUCCGAAUCAUCAGCGUCCUGGUCACGUGGAGGACGUGUAUCUGAAGCGACCCGGCUACGUCUUCGACGAGAGCCCGUCGACCAUCUACCGGCGACCCACACGACCUCCGCCCUCGCUGCCGCCCCCGCCCACCACUGCGUCGCAUAAAAUAUCCUACGACAGCCACGAUUAUCCGCCGCCCAGCUACGCCGCCCAGCAGACAUCCAAUUUCGUGCCCCAACAGCCAAAGCAGCGACCACUGUACCAGCGCCAAGACAUCUCUGGGCAUCGAGGGGGCCCAGCUCCGGUAUCCCCAGUGUCCCCGGCAGUUCCAACAUCCCCAGCUUCGUCUAAUUAUGCAAACAGCUUUGAUAAUUAUUUGCAGCGUCCGAACCCACAGCAGAUACAGAUACAGAACCCCCAGAACCAGUAUGGGCAAUAUCAAUACAACCCCCAGAAUGGAGCUGGAUUUGGAGGAGGUGGAGGCCCAAUAUAUGGAGGUGGAGGCGGAGCAGCUCAACCCCAGCGACCCAGGCCGGGACACAAUUACUACGAGUAUCAAAUUGGCGAGAUACCGCCACCACAAUCCCAGCACUUCCAGCAACAGCAGCAACAACAGCAUUUCAACUAUCGUCCUGGCACUCAGUCACCAGGAGGCGGUGGAGGUGGAGGUGGUGGAGCAGGUGGUGUGGGUGGUGGUUUAGCCACCCUGGCCUCGCUGUUCAGCUCGACGCAGCAGUAUGCACCGCAAUUUACGAAUCUCCUUUUGGGGGGCGGUGGCUCUUCCGCCACAUCGGCAACAUCCUCACCAUUAGGCAGUCUCCUCGGCGCUUUCGCUGGGACACAAGGAGCAGGCUACCAGACCGGAGGACAUUCAGGGGGUGGUGGUCGACCACCCAACACACAACUCAUUAGGGCACUGGAGAACAUAGCUCGCAACGACGAUUUGCAGUGCGUGCCCAAGGUGCUCUGCCAGAUGAUUGCCGGUCAAACGUUACGUGGCCAAUUGCCCGGAUUCGUUACCUCCCCGGCCAUAGCCAAUUUUCUGGCUGGUUUUCCCGUGGCCUCACCUGCUUUGAUUUACGGCAGGGCCGCCCUCCUUGGACUCAGUGGCGGAGAAAGGAGCUGCAUCCAGACCUAUGAAAAGUGUCCCAAAAAUGAGAUGGAAAUCAUUCAUUAUCUCAACAACCAUCGCGGAGGCUUCUUUAAGUUCUUCAGCGAACCGGAGGAGCUGCCGCCGGCUUCUCACCAAGGAGAUGGCGGCACUGGCUCCCUAUUCAGCAUCCUCUCCGCCUUGACAGGUGGGGGUGGUGGUGGCGGUCAGAGCUACACCACACCCAGGCCCGUUCCACGGCCGACUCAGCGACCCUCCACCGACAUAGCCAGCGGUAUUGGAAGUUUCUUCACCCAGGUGCUAUCCGAAUACCUGAAUGGGGUAGAGUAUCAAAGGAGGAGGAGGCGCAGGAGCAUUAACAUAGACGAUGACUUCCAUGAUGAAGAGGACAACCUGGAUACGGAAAUGGGUCGUCAGUUGGUAAAGUUCCAGAACGACGAGGAAGAGGAAGCUGCCAAGGCUCACACCGAACUGAUAGGUGUCCUGCAGUUUCCGGAGGACGAAGGCCAAGGCAGGGUGGUUAACUUCAAGGAUAUUCAAAGUGAGGAGCAGUUUGGCGAAGGAUCAGUGCGCUUUCCGGAUUCCACGCCAGCGGACGUUAUCCGGGAGUUCAAUCGGGAUGCGGCCCAAAGGAAGCUCAGAUUCCCCCAAGACGAGGAUGAGCAGAAGAAACCCAUAAGGGAAGGCAGGGAACUAUCCUUCAUGGAGGGCUGGAAGGCAGUCCUGCCGAAUGACUUGACAGAGUCAGACGUUGGGGUGGACAAACGAAGGGGAAAGAGGAUCGUGUUCAGGGAUCACAACGAACACUCGGAUGAGGAAAGGAUUCGGGAUGAGGAGCAGUUCAGGGAGGCUGAGUUGAGAGAAGAAAGGAUUAGAGAGGAACUGAUCCGGGAGGAACAAAUAAGAGAGGAACAAAUCCGGGAAGAACAGUUGAGGGAAGAACAAUUCCGCGAAGAACAAUUCCGCGAAGAUCGAAUCCGCGAGGAGCAACUACAAAUCCAGAGAAUUCGGGAAAAUCAACACUCCGGAGGCUACAAGGAUGACUCCCCGCCGAAUGCGGUUUAUGAGGAAGCUGCUCCGCCACAACGCGGUGCCCGGGUCAUAUUCCCCGACCACUACGAACAGCACAUCCGGAAGGGCAAGAUCCUGAACCGACCCACCUACGCCCCCACCUACGAAUACAAUGACCUGAGAGAAGAACCGAAGGAGGACCGCUUUGUGGUCAGCGAUGAGCAUAGACCGCCCCAACGCUACCGACUAGAGGGGGGCUUCAACACCCUCAACUACGGCGAGUACAUGCCAGGGAACACUGUACGCUUCGCAGAGCCCGAGAAUGAAAGGCCCAACCACUACAACUACCCCAAUACCAACUACAUCAGCGAUAAUCGGUAUGGGAGUAGCCAGAACCAGAAGCCACACUACGAAGACGACAAGAACAUCUACGUGACGAAUUCCCAGGGAAUCAAUGAGUACUACAUCCGUCCCGAUGGCGGCAAAGUGUAUCUGAAUAAGGGUUAGACCUUGCCAGACAAUGCAUCUUAAACAUUAUCAUAAUUUAUGUGAUUUUAUUUAAUGUAAGCUUUGUUGUUUUCGAUUUAUUUAA